AUGACAGAGGGGCAGAAAUCUUUAGUGAAGGAAAUCAACUUACCAUUGCCACAACAAAAAGAUUUUAACGGAACUGUCUUUCCUUUGAUCCUUUCUCCAAACGACAACUGUGAAAACCAAACAAGCUUUGAUUCGAUUGCAAAUGUGAUUGAAUGGGUGCAAAAAGACAAAUCUCUAAUCGAGGAUCAGCUUCUGAGAUAUGGGGCUAUUCUUUUCAGAGAUUUUCCAGUUAAUUCCCCAUCAGAUUUUGACGCCUUCGUCAAGGCCUUUCAGUACGAACCUCUACCUUACGUUGGAGGAGCGGCACCAAGAACCUUGGUAGUAGGGAAUGUAUUCACUGCAAAUGAAGCCCCACCUGAUGCUCUUAUUCCCUUCCAUCACGAGAUGGCCCAAGUACCCACUUAUCCUAACGUACUAUUUUUCUACUGCGAUAUUGCUCCCAAUGAAGGUGGAGAGACACCUCUUGUCCUGUCCCACCUGGUAUACACAAAAAUGAUGGAACUUGAAAGUGACUUUGUAAACUCUUUAAAAGAAAAAGGUGUUAUUUAUACUCGGAUUUUGCCGAACGGAGACGAUCCCACCUCCCCAAUAGGCCGUGGAUGGCAAUCCACUCACGGUACCGAAGAUAAAGCAGCAGCCGAAAAGAAAGCUCUGGAACUGGUUGGGUCAGUAGAAUGGUUAGAGGAUGGAUGCAUGAAAACCGUCACAAAAGUUCUUCCAGCAAUCCGAGAGGAUCCUCGGACUGGAAAAGAAAUGUGGUUCAACUCCAUCAUUGCCGUAUAUCGAGGCUGGAAAGAUUCUAGAAAUUCUCCAGAAACUUCCAUAACUUUUGGCGAUGGCUCCCCUAUGAAUCCAAAAACAAUGGAUACUCUUGAAAAUGUUCUUAACAACUUGGCAAUUGACUUCCGCUGGCAGAAAGGUGACGUUGUGAUGGUUGAUAACAGGCAAGCACUACAUGGGAGAAGGUCAUUUAGUCCUCCUCGACGCAUUUUGGCAGCCCUGUGUAAAUAACUAUCAA
This is a messenger RNA of Saccostrea echinata, 1018 nucleotides long. RefSeq lists its product as uncharacterized. Gene Ontology annotation, molecular function: oxidoreductase activity. Lineage: Eukaryota; Metazoa; Mollusca; Bivalvia; Ostreida; Ostreidae. The coding region runs from base 1 to 1011 and encodes 336 amino acids. The record is from RefSeq and is a predicted model, not a curated record. The transcript has a single exon.